Paramisgurnus dabryanus is the source of this 1411-nucleotide messenger RNA. RefSeq names its product septin-5. Lineage: Eukaryota; Metazoa; Chordata; Actinopteri; Cypriniformes; Cobitidae. Gene Ontology annotation, molecular function: GTP binding. The record is from RefSeq and is a predicted model, not a curated record.
UACAUUAUAAAAUAAACAUUUAAUUUUGACUCUGUUAUAGUCAAGUGAUGGAUUUGUUGUAUUGCUAGUUUUCUGGCAUGUCACUGUUCGAGUUAGAAAACAGUGGAGUGCUCGGUUCUCCUGGUGGAUUUUCUCACAGCACCUCUGAAGCACAGGAUGGAGAUGCUUGUGAUGCUGGAGAAAUUGUUGAUUUCACACAAGAUUUGUUAUGCUUCACACCUCUGUCCGAUCACACUGAUGACAAAUCAUCUCUUAGUCCCAUAGACCUACAGGGACAAUUUCACCCAUACACCUCAGAGGACCAAAAGGAGAAAUAUGUCGGCAUUGAUACUCUGCCAAAGCAAGUCCAUCGUAAUACAUUGAAAAAUGGAUUUGAGUUCAAUCUUAUGGUUGUUGGUGAAUCUGGCUUAGGCAAAUCCACACUGGUCAACAAUCUUUUCUUCACAAACCUCUAUAUGGACAGACACCUUUAUGAUGCCUCAGAGAAGAUAAAUCAGACAGUAUCAAUAACAAAGACUACUGUAGACAUUCUUGAAAACGGAGUAAAGCUGAGGCUCACUAUCGUAGACACCCCCGGUUUUGGUGAUUGCCUUAACAAUGAUAAAAGCUGGCAGGGGGCUGUGGAUUAUGUCGAUCAGCAGUUGGAGCACUACCGCAAAGAUGAGAUGGGAAUAAACCGUAAAAACAUGACAGACAAUAGAGUUCACUGCUGUCUCUACUUCAUCUCACCUCAUGGUCAUGGCCUCAGGCCAAUUGAUGUGAACUUUAUGUUGGCCCUGCAUCAGAAGGUCAACAUUGUGCCUGUGCUGGCCAAAGCGGACAGUCUCACCCCAACAGAGAUCCACGAAAUGAAAGCUAAGAUAAGAAGUGAAAUUGACAAGUAUAAAAUCAAGAUUUUCCAGUUGCCAGAGUCUGACCUGGAUAAGAAUAAUCUCAUUGGGGUGCAAGACCUAAAGGAUAUUAUACCCUUUGCUGUCAUUGGAAGUAAUACAGUAGUGGAAAACAAUGGCAGGAAAGUACGAGCUCGUGCAUAUCCAUGGGGUGUUGUCGAAGUUGAGAAUCUAUCUCACAAUGAUUUUGUGCAUCUGAGGAAUACAUUGAUACGCACACACAUGCAGCACCUGAAAGAUGUGACCCACCGCACGCUGUAUGAGAACUAUCGUAUAAAUGUCCUGUGCAAGAACCCAUGUCUGGAGAAUGAAUAAGGAUGUUGCAGGUGGAUAACAGAAGAAGGAUACAGCAAUAGGGUUACAAAGUCAGAUGAAAUAAAAAUACAAAUUUAAGAGAUAAGAUAAAUUAUUUUAAGUGAUUAUUAUUUAGACAUUUUAAGCAUUAAUGCUAUUUUAAGUGUGCUAAAAUGUAAACCACUAGAACAAUAUUUUAAAGCGUAUUUUAAAACAGAAUUGCCUUG